Molecule: messenger RNA, 3424 nt
Organism: Erinaceus europaeus (western European hedgehog)
Lineage: Eukaryota; Metazoa; Chordata; Mammalia; Eulipotyphla; Erinaceidae
Gene: ADAMTS15
Product: ADAM metallopeptidase with thrombospondin type 1 motif 15
Exons: 8
Coding region: 376-3207 (943 amino acids)
Biological process (GO): proteolysis; extracellular matrix organization
Molecular function (GO): metalloendopeptidase activity; zinc ion binding
Source: RefSeq, a predicted model, not a curated record
CUGGGAGUGGAAGAGAGGGAGGGGCGCUGACUGGGCAGUUCCAAAGAGGAGGGGGCCUUUUAAUAGGCUCGCCCAGUGCCUGGUUUGCAGCGCGGCGUUGGCGAGCAGCUGUGGUUUGGAGACGGGGCUCGGCGCUUCGCUCUGGCUAUGCGCUGCAGCUCCGCGUCCUUGCACUUGACAGCGCUCGCGCUCCAGCUCAGAGCGUUGCUGGGGAGGCGCAGGUAGGAAGCGCGGCCGCUCGCACCCCGCUCCGGGUCCCGGGAGGAGUCGCUCUGUCUCGGCGCCUUCCAGAAAGCUGCGGGGCCGGGUUCCCUGUGCGGAGCCCGGGAACUGGACGAGCCCUUCCCGGAGCGCGGCUGUGCGGUGCGCGGCGCCAUGCUGCUGCUGCCGGGCAUCUUCGCCCUGGCCCUCGCCGGGGCGCCCGCCCGCGCCUCCCAGCCCGAUCGCGAGGUGGUGGUGCCCGUCCGGCUGGACCCGGACAUCAACGGUCGCCACUACUACCCGCGGGGUCCAGAUGAGUCUGGGGAGCAGGGGCUCAUUUUCCAGAUCACGGCAUUCCGGGAGGACUUCUACCUCCACUUGACUCCGGACGCGCAGUUCCUGGCGCCCGCCUUCGCCACGGAGCACCUGGGCGCCCCCUUACAGGGGCUCCUCCCGAGCUCCCCGGACUUGCGGCGCUGCUUCUACUCGGGGGAUGUGAACGCCGAGCCGGACUCGUUCGCGGCGCUGAGCCUGUGCGGGGGGCUUCGGGGGGCCUUCGGGUACCGAGGCGCUGAGUAUAUCAUUAGCCCGCUGCCCAACGCCAGCGCGCCGGGGGCGCAGCGCAAUGGCCUUGGCGCGCACCUCCUGCAACGCAGGGGCGCCCCCAGCGGGCCGACCGGGGACCCCACCUCCCGCUGCGGGGUGGCCUCGGGUUGGAACCCCGCCAUUCUGCGCGCCCUGGACCCUUACAAGCCUGGGCGGCCCGGCUCGGGGGAGAGUCGUAGCUGGCGCAGGUCCGGCCGUGCCAAGCGUUUCGUGUCCAUCCCGCGCUACGUGGAGACGCUGGUGGUGGCGGACGAGUCUAUGGUCAAGUUCCACGGCGCGGACUUGGAGCACUACCUCCUGACGCUGCUGGCCACAGCGGCGCGGCUCUACCGCCACCCCAGCAUUCUCAACCCCAUCAGCAUCGUCGUGGUCAAGGUGCUGCUUCUUGGGGACCGCGACUCAGGUCCCAAGGUCACGGGCAACGCAGCCCUGACGCUGCGCAACUUCUGCGCCUGGCAGAAGAAGCUGAACAAAGUCAGCGACAAGCACCCCGAGUACUGGGACACCGCCAUUCUCUUCACCCGGCAGGACCUGUGUGGGGCCACCACGUGUGACACGCUGGGCAUGGCUGACGUGGGCACCAUGUGUGACCCCAAGAGAAGCUGUUCCGUAAUUGAGGAUGAUGGGCUUCCAUCAGCCUUCACCACUGCCCAUGAACUGGGCCACGUGUUCAAUAUGCCUCAUGACAAUGUGAAAGUGUGUGAGGAGGUGUUUGGGAAACUCCGAGCCAACCACAUGAUGUCCCCGACACUCAUUCAGAUCGAUCGUGCCAAUCCCUGGUCAGCCUGCAGCGCGGCCAUCAUCACUGACUUCCUGGACAGUGGGCAUGGUGACUGUCUCCUGGACCAGCCCAGCAAGCCCAUCUCCCUGCCCGAGGACCUGCCAGGUGCCAGCUACUCCCUGAGCCAGCAGUGUGAGCUGGCCUUCGGCGUGGGCUCCAAGCCUUGCCCCUACAUGCAGUACUGCACCAAGCUCUGGUGCACCGGCAAGGCCAAGGGGCAGAUGGUGUGCCAGACCCGCCACUUCCCCUGGGCGGAUGGUACCAGCUGCAGUGAUGGCAAGUUCUGUCUCAAGGGGGCUUGUGUGGAGAGACAUGACCUCUCGAAGUACAGGGUGGAUGGCUCCUGGGCCAAAUGGGAGCCCUACGGCCCCUGCUCUCGCACCUGCGGUGGAGGCGUUCAACUGGCCCGCAGGCAAUGUACCAACCCUGCCCCAGCCAACGGAGGCAGGUACUGCGAGGGUGUGAGAGUGAAAUACCGAUCUUGCAACCUGGAGCCCUGCCCAAGCUCAGCUUCUGGCAAGAGCUUCCGGGAGGAGCAGUGUGAGGCUUACAAUGGAUACAACCACAGCACCAAUCGGCUGACCCUGGCUGUGGCAUGGGUCCCCAAGUACUCGGGUGUGUCUCCCCGGGACAAGUGCAAGCUCAUCUGCAGAGCCAAUGGCACUGGCUACUUCUAUGUGCUGGCACCCAAGGUGGUGGACGGUACGCUGUGCACACCAGACUCCACCUCGGUCUGUGUGCAAGGCAGGUGCAUCAAGGCUGGCUGUGAUGGGAAUCUGGGCUCCAAGAAGAAGUUCGACAAGUGUGGGGUGUGUGGGGGAGACAAUAAGAGUUGCAAGAAGGUGACAGGACUCUUCACCAAGCCCAUGCAUGGGUACAAUUUCGUGGUGGCCAUCCCAGCGGGUGCCUCCAGCAUUGACAUCCGCCAGCGCGGCUACAAGGGGCUGAUCGGAGAUGACAACUACCUGGCCCUGAAGAACAGCCAAGGCAAGUAUCUGCUCAACGGGCACUUCGUGGUGUCGGCCGUGGAGCGCGACCUGGUGGUCAAGGGCAGCCUGUUGCGCUACAGCGGCACGGGCACCGCGGUGGAGAGCCUGCAGGCCUCCCGGCCCAUCCUGGAGCCCCUGACGGUGGAGGUCCUCUCGGUGGGCAAGAUGACUCCACCCCGUGUCCGCUACUCCUUCUAUCUGCCCAAGGAGCGCCGCGACGACAGGCCCCCCCACCCCAGGGACGCCCUGCACAACAGCCUCUCCAACCGAGUGGAGCAGCCUGACGGCAGGGCCCCUGCGCGCUGGGUGGCUGGCAGCUGGGGUCCAUGUUCCGCCAGCUGUGGCAGCGGCUUGCAGAGGCGCCCUGUGGACUGUCGGGGUUCCCCGGGCCAGCACCCCACAGCUGCCUGUGAUGCAGCCCACCGACCGGUGGAGACGCGGGCCUGUGGGGAGCCCUGCCCCACCUGGGAGCUGGGGGCCUGGUCACCCUGCUCCAAGAGCUGUGGCCGGGGCUUCAAGAGGCGCCCCCUCAAGUGUGUAGGCCGCGGGGGGCGGCUGCUGGCCCGGGACCAGUGCAACCUGCGUCGCAAACCCCAGGAGCUGGACUUUUGCCUUCUCCGGCCGUGCUGAGUGGGGGCAGCCCCCACUGUCUCCUCCUCACUUGCUGCCCUGUCGGUGCCACCCUUCUGGCUGGAGCCACGGCUGAGGGCAGUGCCACCAUGUCUCCCACAUCCAGGGACAAGGACCUCCUGGCCUGGGUGGAGGACAUUAAGGGACUAACGCACGGUCUACCUCACACCCGGCUCCUCAGCCAGGUCUUGAGGAGAGGCUGGACGGUGCAGUGCUG